Micropterus salmoides (largemouth bass) is the source of this 3584-nucleotide messenger RNA. Its product is annotated as sarcoplasmic/endoplasmic reticulum calcium ATPase 2. Gene Ontology annotation, biological process: calcium ion transmembrane transport; intracellular calcium ion homeostasis. The transcript is spliced from 24 exons. Gene Ontology annotation, molecular function: ATP hydrolysis activity; ATP binding; P-type calcium transporter activity. The coding region runs from base 387 to 3584 and encodes 1065 amino acids. The record is from RefSeq and is a predicted model, not a curated record. Lineage: Eukaryota; Metazoa; Chordata; Actinopteri; Centrarchiformes; Centrarchidae. Gene Ontology annotation, cellular component: membrane.
ACGGAUCUUUACUUUGAAAGCUGAGACCGGAAGCUGUCGGUGUGACUGUGUUUUCUUGGUCUCGGAUGCUGAAGCCUGUAGCUUUCUGACUCUCACUGCAGCCGGAUUACACGGAGCGCUUCAAUAAGCCUUAAUUUUCCAACGACAACAUUUUUACCACUCUGGAGAAUCAGAUGAUGCUUCAUGGAAACAUCACCUGACGACUUUUCCUUCGUCUGUCAUAGUAUAAUAACAGAUAGCCAGCUGAAAAACUAUUCUUAAUAUUGUGCUGCUUUCUGUUCUUUGCCGUGAGCAGCUGAGUUACGCAUGGUGCUGUGAUAACGUUGUCUUGCUGGAACCGUAAGGAGCGCAGACACACGACACACGGGCGUACGGAGCGCUGCGUGAUGGAUAAUGCUCACACGAAGACGGUGGAGGAGGUUUUGGGCUUCUUCAGCGUAAAUGAGUCCACAGGUCUGAGCUGCGAGCAGCUGAAGAAGAACAGGGAGAGAUGGGGACCCAAUGAAUUGCCAGCUGAAGAGGGGAAGUCACUCUGGCAACUGGUCCUGGAGCAGUUUGAGGAUCUGUUGGUGCGAAUCUUGCUGCUGGCUGCGUGCAUCUCCUUUACCCUGGCUUGGUUCGAAGAAGGGGUCGGGACAAUCACAGCCUUUGUUGAACCCUUAGUCAUCCUCCUCAUCCUCAUCGCCAAUGCCAUUGUAGGAGUGUGGCAGGAGCGCAACGCAGAGAAUGCCAUUGAGGCCCUGAAGGAGUACGAGCCAGAGAUGGGCAAGGUGUACCGACAGGACAAGAAAAGUGUCCAGAGAGUCAGAGCCCGAGACAUUGUUCCUGGAGACAUCGUGGAAGUCGCUGUCGGUGAUAAGGUCCCAGCUGACAUCAGGCUGACGUCCAUCUGUUCCACCACUCUGAGGGUGGACCAGUCCAUUCUGACCGGGGAGUCUGUGUCAGUGCUCAAACACACAGACCCUGUACCAGAUCCUCGAGCUGUCAACCAGGACAAGAAGAACAUGCUCUUCUCUGGUACCAACAUUGCAGCGGGGCGAGCCAUUGGGGUUGUCGUGGCGACAGGGGUGCAGACAGAGAUUGGGAAAAUCCGAGAUGAGAUGGCCUCCACCGACCCUGAAAGGACCCCGCUACAACAGAAACUUGACCAGUUUGGAGAACAGCUGUCUAAGGUCAUCAGUGUGAUCUGUGUGGCAGUGUGGGCCAUCAAUGUGGGACACUUCAAUGACCCGGUGCAUGGAGGCAGCUGGCUGAGAGGAGCCGUUUACUACUUCAAGAUUGCUGUCGCACUGGCUGUAGCUGCCAUACCAGAAGGCCUCCCAGCAGUCAUCACCACCUGCCUGGCACUGGGAACCAGGAGGAUGGCCAGGAAGAACGCCAUCGUCCGCAGUCUGCCGUCAGUGGAGACGUUGGGUUGUACCUCUGUCAUCUGCUCUGACAAGACAGGAACGCUGACCACUAACCAGAUGUCAGUCUGCAGGAUGUUUGUUGUAGACAGUGUGUCGGGAGAGCGCUGCAGACAGAGCGAGUUCACAGUGACUGGAUCUACUUACGCCCCUGAAGGGGAAGUUUAUAAAGAUGGCUCAGUGGUGAAGUGCAGUCAGUAUGAGGGCCUGGUGGAGAUGGCCUCCAUCUGCGCACUGUGCAAUGACUCAUCACUGGACUACAAUGAGGCAAAGGGUGUAUAUGAGAAGGUGGGGGAGGCAACAGAGACCGCCCUCUGCUGUCUAGUGGAGAAAAUGAAUGUGUUCGACACAGACCUGAAAGGACUGAGCCCUGCUGAGCGAGCUACAGCGUGUUGCUCUGUGAUUAAGCAGCUGAUGCGGAAGGAGCUGACGCUGGAGUUUUCCAGAGACAGGAAGUCCAUGUCUGUCUUCUGUUUGUCCAACAAACUCACCAGGUCUGCUUCUGGAGCCAAGAUGUUUGUCAAGGGAGCUCCAGAGAGCGUGUUGGAGCGGUGCAGUCAUAUCCGGGUCAGCGGCUCUGCUCGCGUUCCAAUGAGUCCGGCAGUUCGAGAGCAGCUCCUGUCCACUCUGCGGGAAUGGGGAUCGGGCCGAGACAUGCUGCGUUGCCUCGCCAUGGCAACCAGGGACACACCCCCUGACAUCCACUCUCUCAAACUGGAGAACUCAGCUGCCUUUGCUGGUUAUGAGACGGACCUGACCUUUGUGGGCUGUGUGGGCAUGUUGGACCCCCCCAGGAAAGAGGUUCUUAGUGCAGUCCGAAUGUGUCGGCAGGCUGGCAUAAGAGUCAUCAUGAUCACAGGUGACAACAAAGGGACGGCCCUGUCCAUCUGUCGCAGGGUAGGCAUCAUCACAGAGCAGGAAGAGGAGCAUGAGGGCGCAGGGCUCAUCGGGGGCCUGACGGGGCGGGAGUUUGACGAGCUGCCCCCUCACAUGCAACGCCAGGCCUGCAGGACGGUACGCUGCUUCGCCCGGGUGGAGCCGGCGCACAAGAGCCGUAUAGUGGAGUAUCUGCAGAGCUUGAACGACAUCACUGCUAUGACAGGUGAUGGGGUGAACGACGCGCCAGCUUUGAAGAAAGCGGAGAUCGGCAUUGCGAUGGGCAGCGGCACGGCGGUGGCCAAGUCAGCCUCUGAGAUGAUCCUGGCUGAUGACAACUUCUCCACCAUCGUGGCUGCAGUGGAGGAGGGCAGAGCCAUUUACAACAACAUGAAACAGUUCAUCAGAUACCUGAUAUCGUCCAACAUAGGAGAGGUGGUCUGUAUUUUCUUGACAGCCGCACUGGGCAUGCCUGAAGCGCUGAUCCCAGUCCAGCUGCUAUGGGUCAACUUGGUCACUGACGGUUUCCCAGCAACAGCUCUGGGCUUCAACCCUCCAGACCUGGACAUCAUGUCCCGCCCUCCCCGCUCCCCCAAAGAGCCUCUGAUCUCCAGUUGGUUGUUCUGUCGCUACCUCAUCAUCGGAUGUUAUGUGGGAGCAGCCACUGUCGGAGCUGCUGCCUGGUGGUUUAUGGCAGCCCACGACGGACCCAAACUUUCCUUCUAUCAACUGUCUCACUACCUGCAGUGCCGUGAAGGCCAUGUCGAGUUUGCUGGUGUGCAGUGUUCAGUCUUUGAGUCCCCUUAUCCCAUGACUAUGGCCCUGUCCGUGCUGGUUACCAUAGAGAUGUGUAACGCCUUAAACAGUCUUUCAGAGAACCAGUCUCUGCUGAAAAUGCCUCCCUGGUCAAACCCCUGGCUGGUGGGGGCCAUCUGUCUGUCCAUGGCCCUACACUUCCUCAUUCUAUAUGUAGACCCACUGCCGGUGAUUUUCCAGAUACGCCCUCUGUCAUGGCCUCAGUGGGUGGUGGUGUUGAAGAUGUCACUUCCUGUCAUCUUGAUGGACGAGGCUCUGAAGUUCCUGGCCCGCAACUACAUCGAGCCGGGAAGCCAGAUCCAGUCACUGGAGGAGGAAGAGGAGCUGCAGAGGACAGGGGCUAGUGUGGGACUGGUCGGUGCCAUGAUGACAAGGCUGCGUCUGACAGUUAAGGGUGUGUCCUGGUCGUUUGUCCUGAUCUCUGCACCACUGCUGAUCUGGAUCUUCAGUCUGGACUCUGACAUCACCAACAUCUUCUGGGAGUGA